Messenger RNA from Lacerta agilis (Sand lizard), 1079 nucleotides. RefSeq names its product family with sequence similarity 180 member A (gene FAM180A). NCBI's taxonomy places the organism in Eukaryota, Metazoa, Chordata, Lepidosauria, Squamata, Lacertidae. Bases 311 to 844 code for a protein of 177 amino acids. The transcript has 3 exons. The record is from RefSeq and is a predicted model, not a curated record.
ACAAAAAUGUAAUGAUAUUUAUAUACCCCCACAGCUGCCAGCAAACUCACAUGCGUCAUGAGUCAUUCCAGAUGUGGAUAUAAAACAGAGCCCGUCUGUGCAAAUGAAUUCCCUGAUCCCAAAGAGACUUGGUUUAAGGCGAGGUGCCGCUAGUUUUGUCAGGGGAAAAAAAUUGCGCUCAGCAAGUUUUUCCUGCUACCAGGAGGGAAGAGGAUAAGAAUUUGCUGGCUGUUACAGAUACAAGGAGAAGGCUGGGAAGAAAGGCCUAACCUAUAGGCACAGCUAGGGCACUAUUUUUGGACAAUCAAGGAUGCACUUGAAGACGGUGCUGCUGCUAUUGUUAUAUUACAAUGCUCAUGCCACUGUGCCUCCCAGGUGGAACCGAGCGAUGCUCUUCCCAUCCGCUCAGCGAGUGAAGAGGUCUUCGGCAGCUCUCCUCAACCCAGUGCUUCAGAAGUCUCAGGAUGAUGUGGACCUUCUGUUUGAGCUUCUUCUAAGUGAGCUGCAGAUCAACGGCGACCUGAAGAUCUCUGUCAAAGAUGAGGAGCUGGCUUCGAUGAGGAAGGCGACUGCCUUUGACACUCUCUGCAAUGACGUCAUCCCUAAAAGCAUCACGGACAUUCGCCGACUGAGUGCCAGGCUGCUGGGCCACCCUGGGGUGCUAAAGAAAGAGGAUUUCGAGAGGACAGUGUUGACCAUGGUCUACACAGCCUAUAGGGCAGCUCAGUCCCAAGGUCACCAGAAAGACACGUGGGCUGAAUCCUUUGUGGAUCUCUACAAGGCCCUGAAGCAUGACUUGACAUUCUCAACCAGCCAGACGUCCUCAUCUCAACGGACUUUGUAGUCCAGAAAUUUACUUUAUUAGGAAGCACACCAGCCUCUUUGCUUUGUUUUUGUAUAUAUAAAAAGUUUAGGACAGCAGGCGUGGAAAGAUUCUUUAUUCUCUAGCUCCUCCUAGAGGGCACCUGUUGAAAAAUCUUUUACGUGCUUCUGAAAUUUCUCCUUGUCUGAAUUUCUCCCUGGGUUUUGGGAGUUGCAAAUUCCCUGUGCCUGCUUCUGAAAUGGAACCAAUGAGUUAA